AUGAGGCUGCUGGUCACCCUGGGUCUGCUGUGGGGCUCGGCAGCCACCACGUCCUCGGGCCCGCAGUGGCCCAAGCCCGUGUUCGGGCGCCUGGCAUCUCCUGGCUUCCCAGGCACGUAUGCCAACAACCAAGAGCAGCGCUGGGCCCUGACAGCGCCCCCCGGCUACCGCCUGCGCCUCCACUUCACUCACUUCCAGCUGGAGCCCUCGUACCUCUGCGAGUACGACUUCGUCAAGCUGAGCGCCGGGACCACGGUGCUGGCCACGCUGUGCGGGUCAGAGAGCACGGACACGGAGCGGGCGCCCGGCAACGCCACCUUCUACUCACCGGGCUCCAGCCUCGACGUCACCUUCCGCUCCGACUACUCCAACGAGAAGCCGUUCGUGGGCUUCGAGGCCUUCUACUCAGCAGAGGACAUUGACGAGUGCCAGGUGCCCCCAGGAGAGGCCCCCACCUGCGAGCACCACUGCCACAAUCACCUGGGUGGCUUCUACUGCUCCUGCCGUUUGGGCUAUGUUCUCCACAGGAACAAGCACACUUGCUCAGCCCUGUGCUCAGGCCAGGUCUUCACCGCCCGGUCUGGGGUGCUCAGCAGCCCUGGAUACCCUCAGCCGUACCCCAAACUCUCCAGCUGCACCUACAGCAUCCGCCUGGAGGAGGGGUUCCGUGUCACCCUGGACUUCGUGGAGUCCUUUGACGUGGAGACGCACCCUGAGACCCAGUGCCCCUAUGACUCCCUGAAGAUUCAAACAGACAAGGAGGAAUAUGGCCCAUUUUGUGGGAAGACGUUGCCCCGCAGGAUUGAAACCAAGAGCAACACUGUGACCAUCACCUUUGCCACCGAUCAGUCGGGGGACCACACGGGCUGGAAGAUCCAUUACAACAGCACAGCUCAGCCCUGCCCUGACCCGACGGCACCACCUAACGGCCGCAUCUCCCCUGUGCAGGCCAAAUACAUCAUGAAAGACCGCUUCUUUGUCUUCUGCGAGUCGGGCUACGAACUUCUGCAAGGUUAUUGGCCCCUGAAAUCAUUUGUUGCAGUCUGUCAGACAGAUGGAUCUUGGGACCAACCGAUGCCGGAGUGCAGCGUUGUUGACUGUGGCCCUCCUGAUGACCUACCCAGUGGCCAAGUGGACUAUAUAACGGGUGCCGAGGUGACCAUAUACAAAGCUGUGGUUAAAUAUCGCUGUAAUGAGUUCUACACAAUGAGAACAGAUGAUGGUAACUAUGUGUGUGAGGCUGAUGGAUUCUGGACGAGCUCCAAAGGAGAAAAAUCACCCCCCGUCUGUGAGCCUGUCUGUGGAAUAUCCACCCGUACCACAGAAGGUCGUAUAUAUGGAGGACAAAAUGCAAAGCUUGGCGAUUUUCCUUGGCAAGCACUGUUAUUAGGUAAAACUAUAGCAGCAGGUGCACUUCUAUAUGACAACUGGAUCCUAACAGCUGCUCAUGCUGUAUAUGAGCAAAGAGAAGACGCCUCCUCCCUAGACAUUAGAAUGGGUGCCCUGAAGAGACUGUCACCUCGUUAUACACAAGCCUGGGCCGAGGCCAUUUUUAUACAUGAACGUUACACUCAUAAUGCUGGUUACGAUAAUGACAUAGCAUUGAUUAAACUGAAGAACAAAGUUGUAUUAAAUAGCGACAUCUUGCCUAUUUGUUUGCCAAGAAAAGAAGCUGAAUGCUUCAUGAGAACCAAUGAUAUUGGAACUGCAUCUGGAUGGGGAUUAACCCAAAGGGGUUUUCUUGCCAGAAAUCUAAUGUUUGUUGACAUACCAGUUGUUGACCAUCAAAACUGUACUGCGGCAUAUGCAAAGAAGUCCUAUCCGGGGGGAAGGGUAACUGACAACAUGCUUUGUGCUGGUUUAGAAAGUGGGGGCAAGGACAGCUGUAAAGGCGACAGUGGGGGGGCAUUAGUGUUUCUACAUAAUGAGACACAGAAAUGGUUUGUGGGAGGAAUAGUGUCCUGGGGUUCCAUUAAUUGUGGGGAAGCAGAUCAGUAUGGGGUCUACACAAAAGUCAUUAACUAUAUUCCCUGGAUCAAGAACAUAAUUAAUAGUUUUUAACUUGUGUGUCUCCAGUGAGUACAUGAUUCUUUGUUCUAAAAAAUACCUGUAGAAGACCUCAGGGGCAAACUGACCUGAGAAACAUUAACACGACAGUUGCCGUUCCACCUCAAAACCAAACCAAACUACAGGUGAGAAGUGCCUUUCAGGCACUUCUCCACUUGCCACUUUUCCACCACGUACUCUCUGAUUGAAGGGGACAUAAACCACAUUGUAGUGAUAUUCAUUCACCGUUGCCAAUCCAACAGAAACCCACUGGUUAAAUUUGGAUUUACUUACAAAAGUCCAGCGUCUUUUUGUACUGGCCAUUUGCAUUUCUGGAAAUUGCCUGUUCAUGUUCUUUAACUGUUUUUCUCCAGUUUUUUGUACUUGUCCUUACUGUUCUCUGAGAGCGUUACAUAUCAUAGCAGUACUGGUUCAGGAAUUACUUUGAAUCAUGUUUUUCUUGGGUAGAUAAAUUGGAAAUAUCAAUACUUUGGCCUAGGUAUAGACUGAUUUCCAUGUUAAAAGCGAUGCUGUAAUUUUUCACUUCUCAAACUGGCAGACAAGAAGAGCAUGGAACAGCACCAGUUCACACUGUCGAAGGCGACGAAUUUUCUGAAGGACAAUUUGGCAAAUCUAUUUCACAAGUCUUAAAAGCAUGCAUAGUCUCUGACCUGGUCAUUCCAAUGCUAAGAUUUUAAUUUAGCUGUGAGGAUGUUCCUAGCACUUGGAAAUAACCUAAAUAUUUUAUUUUCAAAUUCAGAAGACAGUUGAAUCAAAUGUGGCAUUUCCAUAAGAUGAAAUACAACAUUAAAAAUAAGUGGCGGUAUUAUUGAUAAAUCAAUCUGUAGUGUUUUCUUCCUUCUUACCACGAACGUGGAAUACUUGGGCACAUUUAAAAAUAGAUUACAGAUUGUACAACAGCUAAGUACAGAACUUAAAUACACAGUUAAGAGUUACUCUCCUAGUAUUCAACAACCAAAAAUUAUUCUAAUUAUCACAUACAUCUUCUGAAUUACUAAGUACUCAACAUCU
Molecule: messenger RNA, 3078 nt
Organism: Lipotes vexillifer (Yangtze River dolphin)
Lineage: Eukaryota; Metazoa; Chordata; Mammalia; Artiodactyla; Lipotidae
Gene: MASP2
Product: MBL associated serine protease 2
Exons: 11
Coding region: 1-2061 (686 amino acids)
Biological process (GO): proteolysis; complement activation, lectin pathway
Cellular component (GO): extracellular region
Molecular function (GO): serine-type endopeptidase activity; calcium ion binding
Source: RefSeq, a predicted model, not a curated record